AUGACGACGCUCCUCGACUCGACAGCUCGUUACAGUCUGAGGUUGUCGAUAGAUUCCAGUUUAUUUGACGAUCAUCCUUCGGAUAACUUGUGCAUAGCCAGGAAAGUCAACGGCCUCUACACGACCAUCUUCCUAGGCGCCUCUGUCAAUCCCACCGGCUUCCAAGAACAGCUCCAAGUCGAGAAUGAGUUCUCCUGGUACGACCAAUACCAAGUCUAUUGCGUGAAAGACUUCAAGCCAUCAGUCGUGGUAUCUGCUGCCACGAAUACUGUCAAUAUCCAGUACGGCGAGGAAACCUCCUACGUCUCCAACAGGAUGUCUGCAGCCCGUUCUACUGAUACAAACAACUUCCAAGGCGGCGCUAUAGGUGAGAACUCCGCUGAGGACUCGUUUAUGGUGUUCAAGAUCCCCAGUCAUCUCAAAGCCGCAUGCGCGUGCAAGAGGGAAGAUGGUCGAUAUGAUCCGAUAUAUGUCGACCCGGGUCACCAUCUGACUGCGAACGAUGACCAAAUCACACCAUCACGAGAUUUCGUGAUAUUUUGGAGUGACACGCUAGUCCCGAACGCCAUGUUUCAUCAUUACAAAGAACGGUCGGGGAUGAAGGAGUUCUCUUUUGCUGAGGGGGUGACAAAGAUGUCCUUACGCUUUGGGUUCGCCAACGCGAGCACCAGGGCGGGGAAUGAAGAGGCUCAGUUCUGGGUGAUCUAG
Fulvia fulva is the source of this 708-nucleotide messenger RNA. RefSeq lists its product as uncharacterized. The transcript is spliced from 4 exons. The record is from RefSeq and is a predicted model, not a curated record. The coding region runs from base 1 to 708 and encodes 235 amino acids. NCBI's taxonomy places the organism in Eukaryota, Fungi, Ascomycota, Dothideomycetes, Mycosphaerellales, Mycosphaerellaceae.